Messenger RNA from Symbiodinium necroappetens, 1192 nucleotides. The record is from the annotation of a GenBank genome assembly. Lineage: Eukaryota; Dinophyceae; Suessiales; Symbiodiniaceae.
GAGCGAAUCCAAAGGCCGUGGUUACAACUUUGUGGAGGUGGUGCGAUGGUGGGCAAAGCGCGCUGAUUUGGUCCUGCUGCUCUUCGAUCCAGACAAGCCAGGGACCACUGGAGAGACCUUAGACGUGCUGACGAAGUCGCUGUCGGGUCUGAACCACAAGUUUCUCGUGAUCCUGAACAAGGUUGACAAACUGGACAACAGCGUGGACUUCGCCCGUGCAUAUGGUGCCCUAGGAUGGGCACUAUCCAAGGUUAUCAAGCGUAAGGACAUUCCGGCGAUCUAUACAAUGUUCAAUGAGGGAAUGGAGUCAUCAGGACGUGAAGGCCUGCCCUUGGAGCGCUUUGUGAAGAAACGCGAGGAGGUCAUUCUGGAGGUGCUCAGAGUUCGAGAGAGGCACAAUGAUAAUAUCAUCACUUCCCUUGAGGAGACCAUGCGCCAGAUGCAGAUGCUGGUUGGAGUGGUUCAUCGGCUGCGGCACAAAGCCAGUGACCGCUAUUGGAGGCUCAAGGUGUGGGCCAUUUUCAGUGCGCUGAUGCCUGUCCUUGGCAUUUACAAAAUCAUGCAUGUGGCAGCCGCGAGCAUGCGAAUGGCCGCUGAGAUGGCCGCUGCAGAUCUAGCAGCGUCAAGAGCAGAAGAGCUUCCAAGCCGGCGGCAUUGGGGGUUUCUGCGACGAGCAGAACCCACUCCAACAGCUCCACCAGAGCCUGUAGGCAGCGACGCCCUGUUCUACCCAUUCGGCACAUGGGUCUACGUGACCGUGCUUCUUGUGUAUUUACUUUUUCUCGCUGGCGUGCUGAAGAUGCUGUGGGACAGCUUCACUCAGUAUCAGAAAGAGCUCUAUGUAACCCUGGAGGCGACAUUUGAUGAGGUCUUCUAUGACAAGUUCAUACAUGAUGAGGGCGAGGACCUUCGCUCCAGAUGGAACGUUGUGCGGCCAAAGGUGCAGUCUAUCCUGCAGGCGAGAAGCUUCUACCCUCUCCUUCCCUUCGUAGCUGGCUGGGAGAUGCAGAGGAUAUCUGAAGCACUGCAGACGGACGUCUGGUACCUGCGCCAACUGGCCCGCCAGUUGCGGCAGCCUCCCAGCCCUUCGACUCCCACGCGUGGAAACUCACAGCAGGGGCGUGGCACUGACUGCACCAAUUUGUCAGAGGUCUCCUUUGCCAUCGUUUGCACACCGAGGCCAUUUCUAUGA